GGAAAGUCAUCAUGUUUCACUUUUCGCAAUAAACUAUAGGCGUAUCAUGAACCAUUAAGAUAGAGAAAGCUAUUGCAUUACUAGAGGCACAGUAUUUUCCCAAUUAGAUUUAUCAAGUUUUAAAGUAAUGAAACUAUCUUACGACGAAAUUUGUUUUCAUGGCAAAGAAGCAAAUAUGAAACCUUGUAUUAUUUUCAUUCAUGGAAUGCUGGAGUCCAAAAAAACUUGGAGAAUCGUUGCUCCUGAAAUCGCUAGGAAGACACACAGACGGGUCUAUGCAGUUGAUGUUAGAAAUCAUGGAAGCAGCCCAUGGGGUGACGAGUUGAAUUUUGACAUCAUGGCGGAUGAUGUUGAAGAAUUUAUGGUUGAUCACAGCAUUCCAUCAGCGGUAUUAAUAGGACAUAGUUUAGGAGGAAGAAUAGCUAUGACUAUAGCUCUUAGAAAGCCCGAAAAAGUAAACAUUCUCAUUGUAGAAGAAUCCGUGCCGCGAACGUUCAAACCUGCUCCAGAAGGAAUCAUUGCUAAAUCACUGAAUGGGAUGAAAGAAGUCCUCAAUGCCGUAAAUGACACAGAAAAUGACAAUGAAGCCCUAUCAUAUGCGAGAGACUUUUUUCUCUGCACUGUGAAUCCUAUGGACAGGCAAAUGGCAGUGAACUAUCAUCUGGAUAUGCUACCAUUAAAGAAGCAAGCUGGCAAGUACGCUUGGGAAUGCGACGUUGACGGACUCAUAGACAUGGUUUCCACGGAAAAAAUAGGACAGGAACUGACAGGUGUCUACAAGGGGCACGUGCUGUUCCUUUAUGGAACUAAAACAUUUUUUAAAAUGGAAGAAGAUACUCUUAUACCAGUUCUUUUUCCUCAAGCUGUGAAGUUGAAAGUUGAUGGAGCUUCCCAUUUUAUUCACACUGAACAUCCUGAACUAUUUAUAGCUGAAGUUUCAAAGUUUAUAAAUGAAAAUACGGCUGUAAUUUCUAAGUAUUAAAUGUCAUUUCUCGUAACGCACUACUUGGGAGAGUAGUUCUGUAGAUGGUUACAAAACGAUGCUCACAUUCCACUUUUCAGAAA
This is a messenger RNA of Uloborus diversus, 1065 nucleotides long. Its product is annotated as protein ABHD11-like. The transcript has 6 exons. Gene Ontology annotation, molecular function: catalytic activity. Lineage: Eukaryota; Metazoa; Arthropoda; Arachnida; Araneae; Uloboridae. The record is from RefSeq and is a predicted model, not a curated record. Bases 128 to 982 code for a protein of 284 amino acids. Gene Ontology annotation, cellular component: mitochondrion.